Sesamum indicum (sesame) is the source of this 2364-nucleotide messenger RNA. Its product is annotated as zinc finger CCCH domain-containing protein 34. The record is from RefSeq and is a predicted model, not a curated record. NCBI's taxonomy places the organism in Eukaryota, Viridiplantae, Streptophyta, Magnoliopsida, Lamiales, Pedaliaceae. Gene Ontology annotation, molecular function: metal ion binding; mRNA binding.
GAGAAAAACAACUUUAAACUUCUUUCUCUCUCCUCUCUCGCUCUCUCUCUCUAAAACCACCAGACCCCCACUCGAUCAAACUACCUUCGCUCUCACACAAUCACGCACAACUGUGUUUGUUUUUCUUCUUCUUCUUCUUCUUCUUCUUUUUGUGUGUGUGUACAUAUAUAUUUGUUAUCGCGUAUAUUGUCUCUGUAAAUAUCAUUGUAUAGUGCAUAUUUAAUACAAACUGUUGUGUAUAUAUAUAUAUAUAUCUGGAGUGUGUGCGUGUAUGGAGAGGUAUAGUGGGACUCAGGUAAUGGAGGAGAUGCCGGUGGAUCCGGUGGCGGAAUGGGCGGCCCCGGGUGGUGAAACAGGGCUAGAAGAGCCUAUGUGGCAGUUGGGCCUCGAAUCGUACCCCGAGAGGCCCGAUGAGCCGGACUGUAUCUAUUACUUGAGGACGGGAUCCUGCGGGUAUGGCACUCGCUGCCGGUUCAAUCAUCCCCGUGACCGUGGUGCGGCAGUGGGAGCAUUACGGGCUAGUGGAGGUGGGUACCCGGAGCGCAUUAGCCAGCCUGUGUGUCAGUACUACAUGAGGACCGGCAUGUGUAAAUUUGGUGCUUCCUGCAAAUAUCACCAUCCAAAGCAAGGAAUUGGAUCUUCAGCUCCAAUCAUGCUCAAUUUUUACGGAUAUCCACUGCGACCAGGAGAAAAGGAAUGUUCAUAUUAUGUCAAAACAGGACAAUGCAAGUUCGGUGUCACCUGUAAAUUUCAUCAUCCACAGCCAACUGGAGUACGAGUGCCAGGCCCAGCCGUGGCCCCUGGCCCCACCCUGGCUCCCGUCCCUGUACCUGGGCCUUUGGCUGCUCCAGCAGUUGCUGCUGCAGUUUAUCCGACUGUGCAGUCCCCUUCUGUUCAAUCUUCUCAACAAUAUGGGGUAAUUCCUGGCAACUGGCCAGUUGCUAGGCCAGCCAUGCUUCCAGGUUCAUAUUUUCCGGGAAGUUAUGGUCCUAUGCUCCUUCCUCCAGGAGUUGUUCCUGUUCCUGGUUGGACUCCCUAUCCGGCACCAGUUAGUCCUGUGGCCCCAGCAACUACUCAGACCAGUGGGGGCCCAAAUUACGGGAUAACACAGUUAUCUCCUUCAGCAGCUGCAUACACAGGACCAUACAUUUCCAUUACUUCUUCUGCUGGCCCCUCAAGCAGCAGCCAAAAAGAAAGUCCAUUUCCUGAAAGACCUGGUGAACCAGAAUGUCAGUAUUAUCUGAAGACUGGAGAUUGUAAAUUUGGUUCUACAUGUAAAUAUCACCAUCCACCUGAGUGGAGCGCACCAAAAUCAAAUUUUUUACUUAGUCCGAUGGGUCUUCCACUGCGGCCAGGUGCACCUCUUUGCUCUCACUAUGCUCAAAAUGGCGUAUGCAAAUUUGGACCCUCAUGCAAAUUUGACCAUCCAAUGAGAACUUUGAGUUACAGUCCAUCUGCAUCUUCUCUGACUGACAUGCCUGUAGCUCCUUACCCUGUGGGAUCUACAAAUGCAACUUUGGCUCCAUCAUCGUCUUCAUCGGACUUGAGGCCUGAACUUCUUUCAGGACUCAGCAAAGACGCACCACACAUGUCGUCUAUGAACAGUUCAAGUGCUUCAGUUGGUUCAAUAUUCUCGAAAAGUGGGUCUGCUCCUCAAUCAGGUGUUCAGCAUUCUGGGCAGGGUUCAGCUGGUGUCAGUAGCACGAGUCGUGGAGGUGAUGUUCACACAUCAAGCUGAAUGAAAGGUUCGACUCGUUCCAUUAACUCUGUCGCGCAACUUCCUCUAAACCAAACUUUAGUCUUUUGGUGCAAAAAUCCUCCACGAUAAUCUUCAGCCAUUCAGAUCCAAUACAUUGUAGUGAUUCCGUCCCUGUUCAUAAUGCCAUCAUAUGGCAAUCAUUUUCCGUUUUUGAAUAAGUCAUGCAUACCCCUCAAAUGAUCUUGCAAAACCUCAUUUAGCUUUUCACCUCAUCUUUGAAUAACAAGAACUCAAACCACAUCCUCCCGUGUAGGUAAUUUGCAUCACCACUCAAAUUUUGGAUCCAAGUUAUCUCUAUUUAUGCUGUCUUUUUCGGAACGAAAAAGAUACAUUCUCACCAUUCUCCACCCGGAUUUAACUGUAUUUACACCCCUUUUUCAUUCCUUCAUUGUUAAGAACAUAAACUUGACUAGGGAAUGAAUUUAUGUGAAGGUGGUGUUCCCCUUUUUUGUCUUGGGGGCUUCAUUCUGGAAGAUCGAUGAACACGGAGAAUUACAAGGCAAUUUAUUUCUGCCUUUCUAUGUAAGAUAUGUAGUUGUGUUGUCAAUGUCCAAAUGCUUCUUUUCAUAAAUGAUUAUCUUAAAUACAAGAAAGAAUUUGGAGAA